This is a messenger RNA of Momordica charantia (bitter melon), 867 nucleotides long. It is a transcript of the gene HIT3, whose product is annotated as HIS triad family protein 3. The record is from RefSeq and is a predicted model, not a curated record. NCBI's taxonomy places the organism in Eukaryota, Viridiplantae, Streptophyta, Magnoliopsida, Cucurbitales, Cucurbitaceae. Gene Ontology annotation, molecular function: catalytic activity.
GCAAAGCUCUAGGAAGAAUAUCAAAGCCAACAAAAUUAGGGCUCUGAAAUUCUGAUGGUCAAUGGAGAUAUAAAUCACAGGACUCGUCUCUCAGUUCUCAGCUCCCACAUUUCCAUUUCCAUGGCUUCUUCCGAGAAGGACGCGGCUCUUGCAGCCGUCCCCUCCGAUUCCCCCACCAUAUUUGACAAAAUCAUUAAUAAGGAAAUUCCAUCAACAGUGGUCUUCGAGGAUGACAAGGUCCUUGCUUUUAGGGACAUAUCACCACAAGCUCCUACACAUAUUCUACUCAUUCCGAAAGUUAAGGAUGGGUUAUCUGGAUUAUCUAAGGCCGAGGAGAGGCACACGGGGAUUCUCGGUCACCUUCUUUACACUGCCAAGCUCGUUGCCAAGCAAGAAGGGCUAGACGAUGGCUUUAGGGUUGUAAUUAACGAUGGACCGAGUGGAUGUCAAUCGGUUUAUCAUCUUCAUGUUCACCUCUUGGGGGGACGACAAAUGAAUUGGCCCCCAGGUUAAGACGAACCCUUUCAUUAAGGUCGAAAUUCAUAGCUAAUAAACCAUGUUAUCAUUUACCAAUCUGAAAAAGUUAUCAACUCUGCUGCAUCUGCAUGUUCCUUGUGGUGUCUCUUCAAUAUGGCUGUUGAGAUAAGUUUGGUGACUAUGGUUUGUCUUUCUUGAAUAUCCAACAUGAAAAUGGAUGCCAAUUUCUUUCCUCAGAAAUGGAAAUGUAUGCAUGUGGCUCUGUUUCACAAAUGGAAGUCUCAAUGGCAGUUAAAAAAACAGGUUUCAUCAGAAUGAUGUUAAGCUAGAGGAAAAUUGGCCCUUAUUUUGGAAUUGAGAAAGUAUGAGAAGUUAUUUUGAAUGAUGUGA